UUUGAGGAGAAGAUGAGGAUGAUGAGUGGAGAAUGUAAGAAGCUGCAGGAGAUGAAUAAAGCUGCAGAUGAUGAGAUGCGAGCCUUUGAGAUGAAAUACCAAGAUAUGCAGCAAGAGCUGAUGAACACCCAGGACAAAAGUCGCCAGAGUUUACAGGAACUCUCUGCCAGGGAGGAAGAAAUAGUGGUCCUCAAAAUAGAACUGAGCAAUCUGCAAGAAAAGUUCAAAGCCAAAUUAGAUGCGUUUGACAAAUUGAAGAAUGAUCAUGACUUCAUACAGUAUAACUAUCACUGUUCUGGGGAGGAGAUUCAGUCCCUGCGUAAUGCUCUGGAGGAGUCAAGGUCAAACGGGGACCGUCUCCACAAAGAGAGUGAACUGGUGGUUCAGAACGUCAACACAUGGGUGCAGGAACAAAAGCUUGCAAAUGAGAAACUGGGCAACAAGAUUAGGGAACAAAGCAAAGCUAUUAUGACACUAACAUCAGAAAAAGAGCAAUUGCUUGACCAAGUUGCACAGCUACAGAAACAGAGCAACAAAAUGAAGAUAGAACUAGAAGAGAGGCGAGACGAAUCAGACAGGUUUAAGGCCCUACAGAACCAUUCCUCACAUCAGCAGGUUAUUCUGAAUCAGCUGAGAUCCAGACUGGAGGAUCACGAACAUGAUCAGGAUCAAGAAGUACAGAGUAAAAUAGCGACAAUAGAAGAUCUUCACUCUAGACUGAAACUGAAUAUAGACAACAUUCAACAGCUAAAUCAGCAGCUAAGUACCUUACAAAAAGAGAACCACCGUCUAAGAAAUGACCUUGACCGUGAGAUUUCCUCCCGGCAGACGUUAGAAUUACAGGUGGAAAGCAAGGACCAGACAAUCAGUAGUCUAAAGUCCCAGCUGGACGCAAAACGACACCUCCUUAUCGAAAACAGCUCACCACUCAAGGACUUCGAUAAACCUGAUGAUAAAAAAGACAAAAUAUUGAGGGGAGGAGUUAUUGACAAGCAAAGAGCAUAUGGUAAAGGACUAGAGGAUGCUGGGAUAUCUGAUCCGCACGCUUUAGACAAGAAUUACUGGAUCCAGAGAGUGGGCGAGCUUUCCAUCCAGUUGCAGCAAAGCAGUGAAUACUGGGCAGACAAAGUACGUGAACUUUCUGGGCAACUGGGCAAGGCCCGCUCAACCAUUAGCCAGUCCCCCAAACCUCGAUAGUUUUACGAUGCUAUAUUACAUGUGUGUUAACUCACAGUUUACCGUCCAUUAGACCUAGUCCCAGAGGAUAGUAGUUAUCAGUGGUACCUCUAUGCAACGUUUCAGUAUAGCCACCAUUGUAGGAGAGGUUUUGUCUUGAAUGUGUUUGUGUGUGUAGAGAAGGCAUAAUUUAUUAUAACAAGAUCACAGUAAAAUUCGUGAAUGAACUCCAGCUGAUAUAGCUGCCAGUCAUAAGAUGUAUUAUUUACAGAAAAAAUUUCAUAUACAAUUUUUUUGUCUCGGAAAAUAUUUUAUGUAGAAUUUAUUAGUGUUCAACACUUCUCCUUCUUUUGCCGUCCAUUUAUAUAUUUGCUUUUGAACAUUGUAUUUAUAAAGAUCUUUUUUAUUUACAAUUUAAACAAAAAAUAAUAGGUAGCAACAAAUUUAUGUGAGGUUAAAUGCCAUGUUGAAUAUUCUAAGUAUGGCAGCAUAGCAUUUGUGCAGUAUUAUAUUGCUUCACAUGGGAAGCUGAUGUGUAUAAUAUCAGAAUAUUCCAAGAAUUUUUUUACUCUUUGGACCAAUGUCUUGUGUGUGAACAUGAUAAAAUGAGAAGCUGUGAUAGAUGUUUUUACAUUUGUAGCUAGAAGUGCUUUUAUUUAUAAAAGUGAAUGUUGUAUUUAUUAUAGAUCUGUAUAACUGAUAUUUUGCCAGAUUUUUUUUUUAAGUAGAUGGUUUUCCUUGAAUGUGAAAUUAUGGUUUAUGUAAUAAAAUGUAGCACCAAUUUAUUUAACAGGAAUGAAUUCGUUCCCUGGAAAACAUUGUCCCGCUUUUCAUAUAUACAUACAUAUUUUUAUGAAUAAAAAAAUCCAACACCAUUAACAUGUGUCC
This is a messenger RNA of Saccostrea cuccullata (small rock oyster), 2064 nucleotides long. RefSeq names its product golgin subfamily A member 5-like. NCBI's taxonomy places the organism in Eukaryota, Metazoa, Mollusca, Bivalvia, Ostreida, Ostreidae. Gene Ontology annotation, biological process: spermatogenesis. The transcript has 12 exons. The record is from RefSeq and is a predicted model, not a curated record. The coding region runs from base 13 to 1197 and encodes 394 amino acids.